This is a messenger RNA of Penicillium verhagenii, 1770 nucleotides long. RefSeq lists its product as uncharacterized. The transcript has a single exon. The coding region runs from base 1 to 1770 and encodes 589 amino acids. NCBI's taxonomy places the organism in Eukaryota, Fungi, Ascomycota, Eurotiomycetes, Eurotiales, Aspergillaceae. The record is from RefSeq and is a predicted model, not a curated record.
AUGAACUCCACCUUGCUGCAAUGCGUUAUCUGCCCUGAGCAACCUCGGUUCAGCGACAGCUCGCACCUUCUGACUCAUGUUGCCUCCAAGGCCCAUCUGUCCUACUACUUCAAGCUUCAAGUUCGCAGUCAACUGGAACCUGAAGCCACCGAGCUCCUUGCAGAGUACGACAAUUGGUAUAGCACCAAUGGCCUCGCUCAAUUGUUGUCUGAGAGGAUGACGUCCAAGGAAGAUCGAAAGAAAAAGAGGAGAUCACAAACGAAAGAGACAGUCAAAUCCAAUGGCCAGCGUACGCAGACAAGGUCGCAGCGGUCGAAUUCAAAAGGAACACCCUCUCCUGAAGGUUCCGAAGGUGCUGAUUUCCCUGACUUCCUGGACCCUCGCCUGGUGGAGUCCCCAGAACAAGAGAAGAAUGGUAUGAGUACCCAUGACGCGUCGUUGAUUUCAAGCUUCACCACGUCGACUACGCCUGUGUUGCCCCAUGCCCAUACCGCCGUGCAAACAAUUACCGGCUCUGUUCUGACUUCAAUCACGCCAACUGAUACUCCGAAGCGCAAGGAGCACGAGGAAGACCGUGGAGACACCGAGAAGCCCUACCCUGCUUUGCCAGAAACUCCGAAACGCGUUCGGACCAGAGGCAGACCGAGUCAAUCAUCCUCCAUGGGCCGCAAGAAGCCAGACCCCUUUAUGGAUGAUGAAAUGCGCACUGAAGUUUUGGACGAGAUCGAUGCUGACAAGGAGCGGGCAGAUGAAAUGGCCAGACUCAAGGGUGUUUUGUGGCCGGGCAUGGACAUAUUCGAUUCUGCGACCCAGCAGAUGCGACGCAAGCGCAACCAAAAGAAGGAUCAAAGCGUGUUGAAGAUGAUGGAGAUGACAUCGUUGCAAGUGGAACCUACUGAGCUCAUAUUUUCGCCGACCGGGUCCUUGCAGAAGCAGCGUGUCAUUUCCGGGAAUGUUGAAGAUUACAGCCCGUUGAAAGGCGAGACACCCAUUCCAAAGAGACGCAUGGCACGUCCUAAGAAGCAAGUUCUUCGUCGGGUAGACCCUAACGUGCUCCACGCCCAAGACAGAAAGAAGUCCAAAAAAACCGCCAGCAACAACCGUAAAAAGACGCCCUUGGAAAACUUUGAUAACAAUGACGGAUCCCCUUGCCUGUUGCCUCGAGGCUUGAAGGGUAUGAAUUCGGCAUAUGAAAAUGACAGCGAGAUUGGACUCGCUGCACAAGCGUUUGGAAAACGACGUGGUGCAAUUACCAUCUUUGCUGAUGAAGAUGGGCCAGACCAAUUCCAAGUUCCCAAGCUCCCACGGGACACCUUGACUCCGGCUCGUUUGAUUCUGGACCACAAGUUAGAUAUCAGCAAUCAGGUGGCGAAGCCUGCCCAACCUACCCAAGACAAGGAAAACAUCGAGCCUAUCAUGAACACCCAUGGUCGAAUUGAUUUCCCCGAUUGGAACUCACCUUUCCCAAGACAAAGCGACACUGACAAUGCCGGCUAUGCACCUCGAUACUACUACGAUGAGGCGACAUAUGGCGGUAUCGGUCCCGAUGAUGAACUUGGAAAGAUUGGACAUCGAUCCAACCCUCUGGUCGCCCCGGACUCAAAGUUGGGAUACUAUGAAGCAAGUUCAUAUGGAAACAAUGAGACAAUGAACGCCAAUGACUGGACAAAUGCCCACAUGCAUCACCGGGAGGCCUCUUCCGAGGCGACUAUUUCCGAACAGGAUCAGCAUGACCUUGCUCAGCUGUAUUUAGCCACCAACGCAGAUUAG